This is a messenger RNA of Alligator sinensis (Chinese alligator), 560 nucleotides long. RefSeq names its product FXYD domain containing ion transport regulator 5 (gene FXYD5). Lineage: Eukaryota; Metazoa; Chordata; Crocodylia; Alligatoridae. Bases 60 to 560 code for a protein of 166 amino acids. Gene Ontology annotation, molecular function: sodium channel regulator activity. Gene Ontology annotation, cellular component: membrane. The record is from RefSeq and is a predicted model, not a curated record. Gene Ontology annotation, biological process: regulation of sodium ion transmembrane transporter activity. The transcript has 8 exons.
UUGCACACGCAUACACACGCCAUCACGCCCCCCCCUGCAUUGCCAGUUGCGAAGAGGAAAUGAGCCUUCCCGCUGCCGCCAUGAGGCCCCUGCUCUUCCUGCUCCUGCUCCUGGCUCCAGUUUUGGCCCAGGAAGAUGGUGUCACCACGACCCUCUGGCUGGACACGGCCUUGGCCUCCAUGGGCCCCGGCUCCAACCCCACCAUGGCCACCCCUACCCAUAGCACUGGAUCCAGGGCUGAUGAGACCACCCCAAGGCCCCGCAGUGAGGACCCGGGGGCCCAUGGCCCAACCAGACGCCCCCAGAAGCCUGAUGCCCCCCAACUACCGCACCGGGACAAGAGGCCGCCAGGGUCCGGUGCAGACCAGAGCCAGAAGGAGGACGUGUUCACCUAUGAUUACAGUGCCCUGCGCCAGUGGGGGCUGAUUGCGGCUGCUGUGCUCUUUGUCACUGGCAUCCUCAUCCUCACCUGCGCCUGCCCCCCCAACCUCCGGAGGACACCUGUGUUCUCCCGGCUUGGGGGGCCGGGCUGGAUCCCCCAUUACCCCCCUCCACAGUGA